CACAAAAGGAUGGAUGAGUCACAAUCACAUUAUUUGCUUGUCCGGCUGAAAACCAACUGGAAAAAUACUUUUUACCAUUCCAACAAUGCAGGCCCUGAAGUUCCUCCACGUGCUGCUGUCAGUAGCAGUUCACUCUAAGGUACUGAUGUUCCAGCCUCUGGACUGCGCUGACGUCUACAACAACGGUUCUAAGACCAGUGGUGUCUACAGGAUCUACCCUGCUGGACCCAACUCUCCUCGAUACGUCUACUGUGAUAUGGACACUGACGGAGGGAAAUGGACUGUGUUCCAGAGGAGGAUGGAUGGAACAGUGAACUUCUACAGAGGAUGGGACCAGUACAAGAACGGCUUUGGACAUGCAGCGGGAGAGUACUGGCUGGGUAAGGACUUAUUUAAAAAGCCUUUUCAAGGACAGAUCACCAAUGGAAAACCUGGAUAAUAUAAUGAAUAAUUGGUAAUUAACUGACUUCUCUAU
Coregonus clupeaformis (lake whitefish) is the source of this 475-nucleotide messenger RNA. Its product is annotated as microfibril-associated glycoprotein 4-like. The transcript is spliced from 3 exons. The record is from RefSeq and is a predicted model, not a curated record. Lineage: Eukaryota; Metazoa; Chordata; Actinopteri; Salmoniformes; Salmonidae. Bases 86 to 439 code for a protein of 117 amino acids. Gene Ontology annotation, biological process: elastic fiber assembly.